Molecule: messenger RNA, 1941 nt
Organism: Closterium sp. Yama58-4
Lineage: Eukaryota; Viridiplantae; Streptophyta; Zygnematophyceae; Desmidiales; Closteriaceae
Source: the annotation of a GenBank genome assembly
AUGCGAUUUCAGAAAUGGUUCUUAGAUCGUGGCUACGUGGGCGUAGGCGAUAGGGCGCUGACGUGCGGCUCCACCAAGUGCGCGGCGAUAGACGAGCUGCGAGUAAUCAGAGAGCUCCACGUGUCCACCAUGGAGGAGCUCGGCGUCGAAUGCGCUGAGGUGCAUGAACUGAUGCACGAGCUGCAGCAGCUAGUAACGGGGAUAGCGCUCAUGCGCGAGCUGACUCCGCGUUCCUCGGAUUACCUCGUGUCGUUCGGCGAGCGCUGCUCCACGCGCAUCUUCGCCGCCUACCUCAACUCCUUGGGAGUGCCGUCCAAGCAGGUAUGGUGCCGACCAGGCCGUCCGUCCGCCCCUCCCUCCCUCCCUCCCUCGACGCGUUCCACAUGGGCGAGUUCACCAACGCCGACGUGCUGGACGAGACCUACCCUGCUGUGGCCAACUCCCCAUAUGUCAUUCCGUCACCCUUCCCUCCAUCCCUCCCUUCCCAAUCAGUUCGACGCGUUCCGCAUGGGUGUGAUCACAACGGACGAGUUCACCAACGCCGACGUGCUGGACGAGACCUACCCUGCUGCUGUCUCAUGCCCCAACCUCUCGUACUCCCUCCUCCCCCUCCAUUCCCCCCCUGAAUCAGUUCGACGCGUUCCACAUGGGAGUGAUCACAACGGACGAUUCGACGCGUUUCACAUGGGAGUGAUCACAACGGACGAGUUCACCAACGCGGACGUGCUGGACGAGACCUACCCCGCCGUGGCGGAAUCGCUCCUCUCCGCCUAUGAUGCUCACCGGGAGGCUGCUGCUGCCAGUGAUGACGGCGGCGGGGUUGGCAGCAGGGCGUUUAUCCCAGUCGUUACGGGCUUUCUGGGCAGGGGCAAGAAGACGGGAGCAACGACCACAUUGGGCCGCGGAGGCAGCGACCUGACGGCGACCAUCAUAGGGCGAGCGCUGGGGCUGCGGGAGGUGCAGGUGUGGAAGGACGUGGACGGGGUGCUCACCUGCAACCCCAACCUGCACCGUGCCUCACCUUUGCGGAAGCCUCCGAGCUGUCAUACCUUAGAAUAUUUGAGACGUCUCAAUACAUGUUUUUCCUCCUCUCCCCCAUCUCCCUGCGCCAUGACCCCUCGGCCCGCCCUCCCUCAGGGCAAGAAGACGGGAGCAACUACCACAUUGGGGCGUGGCGGCAGCGACCUAACAGCCACCAUAAUAGGGCGAGCGCUGGGGCUGCGGGAGGUGCAGGUGUGGAAGGACGUGGACGGCGUUCUCACCUGCGACCCGAACCUCUACCGUGCCGCCAUUCCUGUGCCCUUCCUCACCUUCGAGGAAGCUUCCGAGCUGGCCUACUUUGGAGCGCAGGUGCUGCAUCCUCAGAGCAUGCGGCCUGCACGGGAAGGGAACAUCCCUGUGAGGGUGAAGAACUCGUAUAAUCGCAUCGCUCCUGGCACAUUGAUUACCCAAGAGAGGGAUUUGUCGUCGGCGCUCCUGACCAGUAUCGUGGUGAAGCGUGGGGUUACCCUGCUGGAUCUGGUCAGCCUGAGGAUGCUCGGGCAGUUCGGGUUCCUGGCAAAAGUUUUUGCGAUUUUCGAGGCGCAGGGGAUUUCGGUGGAUGUGGUGGCCACGAGUGAGGUGAGCCUGUCGCUGACGCUGGACCCUGCGAAGCUGUGGUCUCGAGAGUUGAUUCAGCAGGAGCUGGAUAAGAUGGUGGAGGAGCUUGAAAGAGUGGCGGUGGUGAAGUUAUUGCAGCGGCGGUCGAUUAUUAGUCUGAUUGGGAACGUGUCGCGGUCGUCGGUGAUUCUGGAGAAGGUGUUUGGCGUGUUCAGACGAAACGGGACAAACGUGCAGAUGAUCUCGCAGGGAGCGUCCAAGGUGAACAUUGCAUUGGUAGUGGACGAUGAUGAAGCCACGGAGCUGGUGCAGCUGCUCCACAAGGAGUUUUUUGGUGUCUAG